AACAGCAGUUCAAACUAGAUCAGAUUGCAAAAGAUUGAUAGAGAGAGCUGUUCAGUUAAUACGCAGUGAGGGAGUAUUGUACAGUUUAAUGGGAAAUGUGAAGGACAGACUUUAUGUUAGUAAAGAUGAGGGAUAACCUGGAGACCAGCUGAAGAAACUGCCUCGGAAGAUGGAGAUACAAAACCCUGAAUUUUCACUAGGAUAGCCUUCAUUAAAAGGUUUCACACCUGUUUUGCACGUCCAGCAGCGGCGGUGGCAGCAUCGUGGCCCCGGGGGUCUUUCUGGGAAUCAGCCUGGUCAUUACCACUGCGUUUCACCUGCACUCGCAAACAGCUCCUGAGAAAAAAAUACAAGAGCACAGAGAUCAAGCCAGGAUGAAGAAAUUCAAAGGGGGUCGGUGCCUUGUGCUGAAGAUGAUGGAGUGGUUUUCUCCAGUAUUAGAGUAACACGGAGAGAGAAGGAGCAGCAGCGGUGGCAGAAGGAGAGAAUGCCUUAGUUUGGUUACUGGGAGAGAAGAUAUCACCUUUUACUUCUGCAGCCUGGGGAAGUACAGGUAGAAAAAAAAGGAAUUGGAUUAAAACACACGACUUCCAGCCAGCUUCUGUCUAUGACUCACUAAAAUGCAGUGUAGCCAGUGAUCAAGCUGUGAGGGGCCACAAUCACACACUGGGAGUCGAGGCCUGCCCUUCUCCUCUCACCCUGCAGCUGGAGGCCCUGCCAGGAGCAUGAGUGUGGGGAGGAUCAACCGCUACAGCAUUGUGUCAUCCGAGGAAGAGGGUCUCCGCCUCACUACCAUGCAUGGCAUGAACGGCUUUGGCAAUGGCAAGAUCCACACACGCCGUAAGUGCCGCAACCGCUUCGUCAAAAAGAAUGGCCAGUGCAACGUGCAGUUUUCCAAUAUGGAGGAAAAGUCACAACGCUACAUGGCUGAUAUCUUCACUACAUGUGUCGAUAUUCGCUGGCGAUGGAUGCUGUUAGUCUUCACUCUUGUAUUCGUUGUCUCCUGGCUGGUCUUCGGCUUAGCCUUUUGGGUCAUCGCUUUGCUGCAUGGUGAUCUGGAUAACCCCGCCGGAGAUGACAACUUCACUCCAUGUGUCCUACAAGUCAAUGGAUUUGUGGCUGCUUUUCUCUUCUCCAUUGAAACACAGUCUACAAUAGGUUAUGGCUACCGCUGUGUGACUGAGGAGUGCCCAGUGGCUGUCUUUAUGGUGGUCUUUCAGUCCAUAGUGGGCUGCAUCAUUGACUGCUUCAUGAUCGGUGCCAUCAUGGCCAAGAUGGCGAGGCCUAAGAAGCGAGCACAAACACUGUUGUUUAGCCACAAUGCUGUCAUUGCCAUGCGGGAUGGAAAGCUGUGUCUCAUGUGGAGGGUAGGGAAUCUUCGUAAGAGCCACAUUGUAGAGGCCCAUGUCAGGGCACAGCUCAUCAAACCUCGGAUCACGGAUGAGGGAGAAUAUAUCCCUUUAGACCAGAUAGACAUUAACGUGGGCUUUGAUAAAGGCUUGGACAGGAUUUUCUUAGUUUCACCCAUCACUAUUCUCCAUGAGAUCGAUGAGGAGAGCCCUCUUUUUGGGAUCAGUAAACAGGACUUAGAGACAGCAGACUUUGAGGUUGUUGUCAUCUUGGAGGGCAUGGUUGAAGCAACCGCCAUGACCACACAGGCUCGCAGCUCCUAUUUGGCCUCUGAGAUCCUUUGGGGUCACCGGUAUGAGCCAGUCUUGUUUGAGGAGAAGAACCUGUACAAGGUGGAUUACUCACACUUUCACAAAACAUAUGAGGUGCCGUCCACCCCCCGCUGCAGUGCCAAGGACAUGGUGGAGAACAAGUUCCUAGUCCCCAGCUCUAACUCCUUCUGCUAUGAAAAUGAGCUGGCCUUCCUCCACCGUGAUGAGGAGGAGGAGGAUGUAGGUGGUGGAGGCAGGGUACUGGCAAACCUCAGUCCAGACCGGAACAGCCGACAUGAGUUUGAUCGCUUACAGCCCAACAGAGCACUGGAUCAACGGUCAUAUCGCAGAGAGUCGGAAAUAUGACCUCUACCUUCUGACCCCAGGUCAACUUUUGAUAACUUUAUCCAAGGGUAAUAAUGCCGAACAAUGCAAAGUGCCAUAGGAACUGACUACUGUGAAAGAUUGGAAAAGAAAUAAGACAACAAUAUAAGGGACUUAACUGGAAGGAAUGGGGAAAGCAACAGUAUACAGCUUAGAAAUUGUGGUGAGGAAUGUCACCAAUCAAGGAACAGGCCAGAGAAAGACCUUCUUCUUUCAUGGAAACUUGAAUCUUUUUUCACAUUUUGAGUUAAGAGUUCAAUGAGAGGGAUCAAAAACUAUUAUGACAGAUCCUUGUAAUCAUAUUUAGUUGUAAAUACAUUGCGUAGGUAAGUUAUGUUUUGUGUGCAGUAUCAGUUUCCAAAACGUCUCUUAAAAUUGUUGCUAUUUCAUCUUGUUCUUACAAAUAAUGCUGUUGCAAGGUUGCUUUUUAGUGUUCCUUGCAUUGCUGCAACGGCUGGACCUGUAUUCAGUGGUACAAAUUUAAAUUCAUGCACUGCAGCAUUCAGAUGCAAUGAGCCAUGAUAGAAACAUCUGACCGCAAGCCACUGAAAACAACAUAAUUCAACACACUAUUUUUUUUUUACAUUGGGGUAAUCUACCAACAAAGGGAGAAUUUGCACUAUGAAGAAAUAUGUUGAACAGAAGUAAACCUGUACUGAAAACAACGAUUUAUAUCAUCUCUAAAUGCCUCAUGUUUAAAUCCACUAUUAAAAUAUUACAAGCCACCAUUAAUUGAAAAAAAUAAUUGCACUAUGAAGACCAUAAAGAAAUAUGUUGAACAGAAUUAAACAUCAUGAUUUGGUGGCCCUGGCUUACGAACAUAAAUUGACAAGUAUUCAGGUAAAAAAAAAGAAAGCACAAAUAGCCAAUAGGACAACCAACUUUGAUGAACAUGUCGUUUAACUUUUAUUUUUGCAAGAUAUAGGUUGCAAUAUUCAGGUCUCCAAUGAUCAGAUAAAUUAAUCAAUAAAAAAUGUAUAAUAGUGUUUUGUAAACAUACUAAGAAAUGCACCUUGAAGAUUAGUGAACUUAACUUACAUAACUUGAAAAAUAAUGUAAUGAAGUAUGGAAAUUAAGACUAACAAAUUGGCCUAAAUUGAUCACACAAAAGUAUUUUUGUUCUCUUUAAAAACAAAUCUAUGCAUAUUAAUAACUGUAUCAGGGGACAGACAGACAGAAAGACAGAAAAAGUGUUCUUUGCAAGAUUAAAUAAUGUAAUGUAAUGACAUUGCUUUAGGUCAGGGGUUGGAAACCUUUUUCCUAUCAAGGGCCCUUAUUAUUAUUUUUUUAAUCCUUCAAGGCCCAUACUAAAGUUACUUAUUUUAUUGAACACAUAUAUCACAGUAACCUCUCUAAUGCAAUGGGUUGAACUUUGUUCUUUUUGGCAAAGAGUCUGAUGUCAGAUGGCAGUGAUGGAGAUACUGCUGUCAGCUGUUUUUUCAGGUGUUAGUCAGUAAGUCUUGGGUGGGACUGAGUCCAUUAAAGAACCAAUUAGGAAAGGAAAGGCUCACAGCAGAAAGUUGUCUGAAACGGAGAUGCAACCUUCAGUACAUGUCUCCUCAGAUUGAGAAAAUCCUCAGGACGUACAGUUAAUAGAAUUUGAUCAGAAGGCUUUGCACCCAAAAUAUUUCAUGUUGUAGGUUGUUACGCAUAUCAGCUGGUUCCUAAUUAAACAGCUCAACAAAUAUGUUGAUUUCCGUUUCAUGUCCUGAAACCAAACUCACCAGCAUAUUCACGUCAAAGCAGGCUUUUGUUCUCGCAGAUGAGUAAAAUGCAGUGUUUGCACACAAUGCACAAUUUUGAUGUUGUGCAAUUCCAGAGCAAGCAGCUCUGCUGCAGCAACAAGGCUCCUUCACAAGUUCCCCUUCUGUAUGAGGUUUCACUUAAUAGCUUGUUCACAGCGAAACCUUUCUGUGUAACAUUGUCUCUGUCAGAAUACUUUUACUUUAAGUGUUGAAAGCUGCUUGUUGUCCAUCCAAACUCUGUCAAAGAAUUUGACCUUUAUUCAAGCAACUCACCCACUUUAGUUGUAUGUUUCAAGCUGUAAUUAAGCUUGAGAUUGGCCUUUUUUGUGUUUCGUUCACCAUGACUGUGACCUGACAGGCAUAGAGCCAGAAGAGAGGUCCCACAAAAGGGACAAAAUUUAUUAAAUGUCUCACAGGCCAUAUACAUCCCAGAGGCCAGAGGUUCCCCACCCCUGCUGUAUUCAAUGCCAAAUGCUAAGAAAAACAGCCUGAAAUAAAAAAUCAAUUUAUAAGAGUAUUUGUUACAUUCAUCAAAUCGAUUCAACAAGAAUUACAAUCAUAUCUAAAAAUGUUAAAUGUGCACAGUGAAUUUAGAAACUUCCUGACAUUGUGUGUUUUAACAUUUUAGCAUUUAACAUCCUUUUUUCGAAAGUAUGACAAGGGCAGAGGUGUGUAAAACACUUUGCAUUAUGAUAAGACUAAAAUAUUCUUAAAUUAUGAACCGACUUGAGUAGCUGGGCCUACAUUUGUAAUAGUGGACAAAUGUAACAGCUUUUUCUAUUGUUACAAACAGAGUCAAUGUCUGUUUCAAAUCUUUAUAGACUUGACGAGACAGGACAAAUAUAUCCUUUAAUAAAUAGAAUGAAUGUGUGCAAGACUAAAUUUGGCUAAACAUUUACACGAGUAACAGUACAACAAAUACAACAAAUCCUAUUUACCUACUCCCAUUCCUCUGGCAUUUACAAAAUUCACACACUGUAGACAGCUAAAUACAUAUUAGCAAUAUGCUGAAUGGAAGCAAUAAACACUGGAGCACACACUUUGGAAUAAUUGUAAUACCUCUAUUCUUAAUUAUUCUCUUGUAAUACACUGAACAUAGACAUUUAUAGUUUUUGAGUCACAGAUAACAAAUGAAAGGAACGAUGACGGGAAAAUGAUGAAUGUUUUUGAGUUUUUAUUGUAUUUGUAUGCAUAUGAUUUAUUUGUGCAGAUGUUAAACCUCAGAUUUGAUACCAAAGUAAUGGAGUGUAGCUAAGACUAAGGUCCUGAGGUGAUUGAUCCCAAUCCUCCAAACACAGUUAAUAUUCACAAAUGGGUUGUUAUAUUCCAAUAAGGUGUCCUCCACUUUGCAAAUGGGCUUUGUAUAGAUUAGCAUUCCUAUUAUUAUUGUUAUUAGUACAUUUAUCAAUUAAAGCAAAUUACAUUUUCAAUCAAAAAUCUAAACUAGAGAAUUUCCAGUUGUAGAUCAAAUCAAUCCAAACUAAAUCAAAGAUAAUUUUCAGAUGUAGUUAUAGAUUGAAAUCGUUGUCACUAUUAACAUUAGUUUAAGAGACUAAAGUAGGAUGCAUGACUUAUUUUCCUUUGGCAUGGACAACAGCAUUUUAAUAGGAGCCUGUAUUCUUAUUCAAACCUAAACAUUUCUAUGUUGUGUCACAAGAUAGUGUUUAUCUUAAGUCCAGUUUUACCUCAUUAAAACACUAAAACAAUAAUAGUUUACUUUCAUACAUAAAAGAUCACAUAUGUGUAAAGGUGGUAAGCUAUAGGAUAUGGUGAAAAACAAAGGGGAUGACCAUAACAUGGUUGUAAUGUUGGUCACAAUGACUAACAUUUUCCAAAUAGUAUUCCAAAUAUCAUUUCAUUUUAGCGGGAUGCUUGACUAUGAUAUUUCUUGGUUGUAUGUCGCUUUUUUGAAAUUUGUAGGAUGUAGAAAAUGUAAAAAGCAUUUUUUGGUAAUAAGUGAAGUGUUCUUUACCCAACCCUAAACAUUGAUUAUGCUCAUUGCCUUCUGGGAAGGUUUUAUACACUGACGUGUGAAUCCUCUGCACCUAUACUCACAAUAUUUCAGUGGUAAAAAAAAAAAAAGGUGAAGCAUAAACAGCUUCUAUGCUGCGUCACUUAAAUGCAUAGUUCAAUGAUUUCUACUGAAUAAUGUUUUUCAGAGAUUGUUUUAGAUGUGAUGUUUCCCACCUGAGCCCUUAAAAACUGAACACACAAAGAAUUUGAUAAAUAGGUUUAUAGUGUAAAAAGCAUAAUAACAUUAUCAAAAAAUCAUAAAUAGGGAGCAGCUAGGCUGAACAAAUCUGCUUAUUUUUAUACAAUGUUCUUUUUGAUAGAAUAUAGCAAUCAAUAUUUAUCUUUUUUUAAUAGAGUAACACAAUGAAAUCACUACUGGGAGGCAUCGUUUGAUUCUUGUCUCGGUUUGUUAAAAAUUGUAUUUCUGUUGUUUUUCUUUCAGCACAGAUGCUCAUGAUUAAACAGGUAUUUCUCUUAAAGGGAUGAUUGGAAAAACCUUUGACCUCUGUAGAAGUCUUCCUAUAUGUCCAGCGAAAUGUCUACUGGGCUUUUGAGUUUCAUUCAGAAUCAUUUAAAUUAUUCAAUUAAAAACUAAUUGUGAAAAAAAA
This is a messenger RNA of Hippoglossus stenolepis (Pacific halibut), 6411 nucleotides long. It is a transcript of the gene kcnj12a, whose product is annotated as potassium inwardly rectifying channel subfamily J member 12a. Gene Ontology annotation, cellular component: plasma membrane. Gene Ontology annotation, molecular function: inward rectifier potassium channel activity. Gene Ontology annotation, biological process: potassium ion import across plasma membrane; regulation of monoatomic ion transmembrane transport. Bases 726 to 2027 code for a protein of 433 amino acids. Lineage: Eukaryota; Metazoa; Chordata; Actinopteri; Pleuronectiformes; Pleuronectidae. The record is from RefSeq and is a predicted model, not a curated record. The transcript is spliced from 2 exons.